AUGGCGGGAAAGGGUGGGAAGGGUCUCGUGGCCGCCAAGACGACGGCGAACAAGGACAAGAAGAAGGCCGUCUCGCGUUCGUCCCGUGCCGGUCUACAGGUGAGAGUUCCGGAAAACCCCACCUCAGCCUUAUCCUCAACUCUCGCCGGUUCUUCCUCUCCGGCUGGUCGUAAUUCGAGGGAAUCCAUUCCUUGCCUUCCCUACUCUCGUCUGCCGUCGACGAUCUUUGUCUAAUUCGACCGAUCCUGGAUCGUGCGCGACCUGUUCGACAAAAUCCCCUGCCGAGUUCGAGCCUCAUGCUCGCCGUCCAUGCGUUCUUUCGAACUGAUAAGCGAAAGGAAGCACUGAUUCCUGUGAUGAUGUGCAGUUUCCUGUGGGGAGAAUCCACCGGCAGCUGAAGGCGAGGGUUGCGGCGAACGGGAGAGUUGGAGCAACCGCCGCGGUAUACUCGGCAGCGAUCCUGGAGUACCUCACGGCGGAGGUGCUUGAGUUGGCCGGCAACGCGAGCAAGGAUCUGAAGGUGAAGCGUAUCACCCCGCGACAUCUGCAGCUCGCCAUCCGUGGGGACGAGGAGCUCGACACGCUCAUCAAGGGAACCAUCGCCGGCGGCGGCGUCAUUCCCCACAUCCACAAGUCGCUGAUCAACAAGUCCUCCAAGGACUGA
This is a messenger RNA of Spirodela intermedia, 664 nucleotides long. The record is from the annotation of a GenBank genome assembly. Lineage: Eukaryota; Viridiplantae; Streptophyta; Magnoliopsida; Alismatales; Araceae.